Sander lucioperca (pikeperch) is the source of this 1428-nucleotide messenger RNA. RefSeq names its product trace amine-associated receptor 13c-like. Gene Ontology annotation, molecular function: trace-amine receptor activity. NCBI's taxonomy places the organism in Eukaryota, Metazoa, Chordata, Actinopteri, Perciformes, Percidae. The coding region runs from base 369 to 1364 and encodes 331 amino acids. The transcript has 2 exons. Gene Ontology annotation, cellular component: membrane. The record is from RefSeq and is a predicted model, not a curated record. Gene Ontology annotation, biological process: G protein-coupled receptor signaling pathway.
GCUCUUAUAGUAUUUAAACCCUUCAUAAUUACUAGGGUCACUAGAGGGCGCUGCCACAAUAAACGUAAACAUUGGGCGAACAUGCUUCUCAUACAAACAAAUGUUACUUUUAUUCCUAUAUUACAUCAUAUCUACAUAUAAUUUUUGUUGCUUUGGUAUUUGUUUAAAACUUUUAAAAAAUUCCUCAGAGUUGAGGUUCAAUCAACAAGGUUCAACUCGCUAUGAAUGUAUUUCAUCACAGAAUCACUCAGUUGUUUUUUCGGUUAUGUGAAAAGAGGGAGGAGCUGGAUAAAUCGGCUUUAUGACAGAGAACUUUGGUCAGAAAGCUGCCAGAGCUCAGCAGCCUCUCGUCUCUGUUUCUCUCUCUGAUGAUGGAGACUCUGCAAGACACUGAACUCUGCUUUCCACAACUACUCAACACCUCCUGCAGGAAGCCAGUGCAACAUCGUGCUGAGACCAUAUUUCUUUACAUUCUGCUGUCUUGCAUCUCUUCGCUCACUGUGGUUCUCAACCUGCUGGUCAUCAUCUCCAUCUCCCACUUCAGGCAGCUCCAGAGCCCCACCAACCUCCUCAUUUUGUCGCUGGCGGUCUCAGACUUCCUCGUUGGCCUCCUGCUUAUGCCGGUUCGAAUUCUCCUUAUAGGGGGCUGCUGGGUUUUGGGCAGCUUGACAUGUGGACUUUUUUACUAUGCCUCUGCUAUCCUUACAUCUGCCUCAGUAGGAAACAUGGUGCUCAUAUCAGUUGACAGAUAUGUUGCCAUUUGUGACCCUUUGUGUUACCUCACCAAAGUCACUCAGAAUAGAGUUAAAAUCUGUGUUUGCCUGUGUUGGGCCUGUUCUGUGUUCUAUAAUGGGGUGAUACUGAUGGACUUUCUAAAACAUCCAGAUCGAUACAAUUCCUGCUAUGGAGAAUGUGUAGUUGUAAUUAACUUCGUAACAGGAGCUGUUGAUGUCAUGUUGACCUUUGUUAGCCCCAUUGCUAUUAUCAUAGUUCUGUAUAUGAGAGUAUUUGUGGUGGCUGUGUCUCAGGCUCGAGCCAUGAGGUCUCAUACUGCAGCUGUUACACUCCAAGGUUCGGUUACUGUAACCACAAAGAAGUCUGAGAGAAAAGCCGCCAGGACUCUUGGUGUUGUCGUGGUUGUGUUUCUAAUAUGUUUCUGUCCUUAUUUUUAUCCCUCUAUCGCAGGCCAGGACUUGUCAACCAGUGUGGAUAUUUCAAUUUUUGGGGUCUGGCUACUUUAUUGUAACUCCUGUCUAAAUCCAGUACUGUAUGCAUUUUUCUACCCAUGGUUUAGAAGAUCUAUUAAACUAAUUGUUACACUUCAGAUACUGCAGCCUGAUUCCUGUGAUGCCAACAUACUGUAGAGAUGUCUGUAGAGUGACUGAAAUGAUGCCGCUGCUAGUUCACAGGAAAAAUGAAGUGCCGUUC